Heterotrigona itama is the source of this 1035-nucleotide messenger RNA. The record is from the annotation of a GenBank genome assembly. Lineage: Eukaryota; Metazoa; Arthropoda; Insecta; Hymenoptera; Apidae.
AUGACCAAUCGUCACCUAGAAAAUCCCAGGCUUAAAGUUCGACGCGUCGUGUGAGUUAAGGAUCCUUUUGAGUUUGUUUCUUUUUCAUACAAUUGGAAAGGUGGUGAUCUGUCGUGAAAAAUUGGCGAAGCAAGGUUCCAUCGUUCGAAAUAAAACGAAAAUUGAGGAUAAUAAAAUUCUGAGGAGGCUAAAAAUGAGAGAAGAAAGAGUAGAAGAACAUUUGCAUUUGUGAGAAAAUCGAGCUUGAAAACUUUGACGAAUUUAUCUGAUCCUAGUUAAACAGAAAUAAAUAAUCGUUAUUCUAAUUUCAAUUAUUCUUCUAAUUAGGAUAUAUUGAGAAUAAUAAAUUGAGAAUGAAGUUCUUUUUUAAAGAAAAAGUCAACUUUGAAAAUUGAGAAAUGCUUCAUUCUAUAUUUCCGACUUAAUUUCACAUUUAUAUUUCUGUGUAGUUAGGAAUUAUGCAAAUUCACCUACUUGCCAAGUUUUGACAUUAUUCUAUAUUUCUAACUUACUUUUACGCAAGAAAUCUUUUGUUUGCCCGCUGUGCCAUAAUUUCGAAAUCACUCUUUAUCCGUCUAUCAUACAAUUUCCGUAACUAUUCCAAAUUAAACUCAGACAUUUUAGUAACAGAUAUGUUCGCUCGCUAAAUCGAAAUUUCGCUUUCUACGUGAUAGAGAAGAGGAUAACGACGAUGUAGUGACGAUCAUCGACGCAGAAACGAGUAUGGUGAAAGAAUUCUACGGAGAAUUCUACGUCAGUGAGAUAGUUCGCCAUCCUGACAAUUGUCGACGAUUGAUCGUUUCCGAGGAUGACGAAGGUUUGGCCACUGGUGUGAUGUUUCUGAACAGCAAUAUCGACGUGGAUACACUGAAUGAGAAUUUCGAGCUAGUACCGUACAACGGUCUCAGAAAACCUCACGAAAUGGACAAAUUUCCCGGAGAAAUCAUGCAACCUGCCAGCGAAAUUUUCUUUUCCAUUUUCUCGAGAACACCUCGUGACGAACCCACGAAAGAGUUAGUACUUUUGGUACCUUAG